This is a messenger RNA of Magallana angulata, 579 nucleotides long. RefSeq lists its product as uncharacterized. The record is from RefSeq and is a predicted model, not a curated record. Lineage: Eukaryota; Metazoa; Mollusca; Bivalvia; Ostreida; Ostreidae. The transcript is spliced from 3 exons. The coding region runs from base 144 to 524 and encodes 126 amino acids.
GGAGCUGUUACACCUCUAACGAUUUAUAUAAAAUAAGCGCCUGAGAAGCAGUGACCUCCACUUCGUAACGCCCACGCUAACCUUUCAUUGGUUUUCAUUACCAGUAAAUCUAGGUCACGCUGAAUACAAAUUUCACAAGAAUCAUGGCCGAGCUCAGAAUCCAGUUCAGUCUGUCUAUGAUUAUAGCAGGCAUCCUGGCAGAGGUGGUCAGUGUGUUUUGGUACAAUCACCACUCCCCGUGGGGGCGCCGCUCCGGGGACCGCUACAUGCUGGCAGCCAUUGUCUGUGACGCCGGGCUGGUUAUUGCUGUCAAGUUCAUUAUGGACUCCUUUUGGUCCGUCAGCCGCUGGGAGGACGCCUUUGUCCUCGCACUCACGUUGGCGGCAAUCUUCGGGUGUCUGGAAGGACCUCACAUGGUUCACGACUCUCGGAGCUUCUCGUGGUUUUUCUUCCAUACCGUCCACAAGUUCCUGGUGGUAUUUGUCAUAGCCAUGGCCUUGGUUUACUUCAGUUACCUUGGAUAACUAGAUCUUUGCAGUCAAUGCAUGAUUUAUUUACCUCAUACUGUGCAUUUAGCUU